This is a messenger RNA of Hyla sarda, 1437 nucleotides long. RefSeq names its product selenophosphate synthetase 1 (gene SEPHS1). Gene Ontology annotation, biological process: L-selenocysteine biosynthetic process. The record is from RefSeq and is a predicted model, not a curated record. NCBI's taxonomy places the organism in Eukaryota, Metazoa, Chordata, Amphibia, Anura, Hylidae. Gene Ontology annotation, cellular component: cytoplasm. Gene Ontology annotation, molecular function: selenide, water dikinase activity; ATP binding. The transcript has 9 exons. Bases 223 to 1401 code for a protein of 392 amino acids.
CAUUGUAGGAGAGAUAGGGAGCGUGUGAGCUGGCAUGGUUCUCCUUCAACACCUAUGUUACCGUAUUUCAUGUAAAGACCCUCCUAGUGUGUGAUUUUAUCUUCCAUUUCUGUCGGAUUUCCAGCAUCCCAUAGUGGGGAUACUCCGGAUUCAGGUUAAUCCACAAAGGAGCUCACAGUUUUGUUCACUAAACAGAAACGGAGAAUAAUCUGUCUGUAAAACAUGUCUGUCCGGGAGUCCUUCAAUCCAGAGAGUUAUGAGCUUGACAAAAACUUCCGCCUGACUCGCUUCGCAGAGCUUAAGGGUACCGGUUGCAAAGUCCCUCAAGAUGUGCUUCAAAAACUGCUGGAGUCCUUGCAAGAGAAUCACUUCCAGGAAGAUGAGCAGUUUCUUGGGGCAGUUAUGCCAAGGUUGGGUAUUGGUAUGGACACAUGCGUUAUCCCCUUAAGACACGGUGGCCUUUCUCUGGUUCAGACUACAGACUACAUUUAUCCUAUUGUAGAUGAUCCUUAUAUGAUGGGGCGAAUAGCCUGUGCAAAUGUAUUGAGUGACCUAUAUGCAAUGGGGGUAACUGAAUGUGACAACAUGUUGAUGCUUCUCGGUGUCAGUAAUAAACUAACUGAUCGGGAAAGAGACAAGGUGAUGCCUCUUAUCAUUCAGGGCUUCAAGGAUGCUGCAGAAGAAGCUGGGACUUCUGUUACGGGAGGCCAGACCGUAUUAAAUCCAUGGGUGGUUCUAGGAGGAGUUGCCACAACUGUGUGUCAGCCUAAUGAGUUCAUCAUGCCAGACAAUGCAGUACCUGGGGAUGUCCUUGUAUUAACCAAGCCUUUAGGAACUCAAGUUGCAGUAGCAGUUCAUCAAUGGCUAGAUAUUCCAGAAAAGUGGAAUAAAAUAAAACUGGUCGUCACCCAAGAAGAUGUGGAGUUGGCAUAUCAGGAGGCCAUGAUGAACAUGGCACGGCUAAACAGAACGGCUGCCGGUCUCAUGCACACAUUUAACGCACAUGCUGCUACUGAUAUAACAGGUUUCGGGAUUUUAGGACAUGCACAAAACCUGGCCAAACAGCAGAGGAAUGAGGUUUCCUUCGUCAUUCAUAACCUUCCUGUCUUAGCCAAAAUGGCUGCUGUUAGCAAGGCGUGUGGAAAUAUGUUUGGUCUUAUGCAUGGAUCUUGCCCUGAGACAUCAGGAGGUCUCCUAAUCUGUCUACCGCGAGAGCAGGCCGCACGGUUUUGUGCCGAAAUCAAGUCCCCAAAGUAUGGAGAAGGACAUCAAGCAUGGAUCAUUGGAAUUGUAGAAAAGGGCAACCGCACUGCCAGAAUCAUAGAUAAGCCACGAAUCAUAGAAGUUGCCCCCCAAAUUGCUACUCAAAAUGUAAACCCAACGCCUGGCGCCACCUCUUAAUUUAGGCUUACCUAGCUUUUUUUUUUUGUUUUGUUU